Fusarium vanettenii 77-13-4 is the source of this 1830-nucleotide messenger RNA. RefSeq lists its product as uncharacterized. The transcript has 5 exons. Bases 1 to 1830 code for a protein of 609 amino acids. The record is from RefSeq and is a predicted model, not a curated record. NCBI's taxonomy places the organism in Eukaryota, Fungi, Ascomycota, Sordariomycetes, Hypocreales, Nectriaceae.
AUGUCGGACGACGAUUCCUCGGACCUCUCGUCCUUAUCUUCGGCGCCGUCAGAUAUCGAGCUGGAUGCUCCUGAAGAUUUGGAGGCGCCCAAGCCCAAGACCAAGAAAGGCAUCCAGAAAUACUUCUCCACGGUUGCGGAGCAGCCACCCAAAGAGCCCUCGCCGCCGCCGCGCAAACGAUCACCCUCGCCGCCUCACGAAUAUGUCCUGGCAGACAAUCCCGACAUUGCUUUCAUUGUAAUGUUCAGAAGCCGCUUCCACGACGCAUUUCCCAAAUCCCUCGCCCACUUUGGCCCUCAGGAGCUCGAGCGCGAUGUUGUCGAAGCCACCCCCGGCGAUCGAGUCGAACACUUUCUUUGCGCGUUGCUGGGGUUACUCUUGAAUCGCAAGCAGGAUGUCAAGCCAGGCCACUACGGCCGCGCCCUGGAGGAUGCCAUUAGCACCCACAAGAACCAAUGGGCGCCCGCUUGGGAGGACAAGAACCCCUUGUCUGGCGGCGCAACAUUUGCGUCGAUGAACCCCACGCAGAGGCUCACAUUGCUACGCACUCUGAUCCUUUGGACUCUUUCGUCGUCCGAGACUGUCAAGGGGCUCAUCAACCAAUCCUACAAGCAGAACCGCCACGAAGAUGAUGCGAACCAACCGAGAUCGGUCCAGCCAUGGGGAUCCGACGGCGACAAGCGUCGCUAUUUCCUAAUUGAGGGACAAGACGACACAGCCUUUCGCAUCUACCGAGAAAGCAACCCUGCUGGAACGAAGCGCACAUGGUGGAGUGUGGCAGGCACAAUUGAUGAGCUCAAGGCCCUUGCCGAGAAGCUCGAGGUCAAGGAUGGGGGCCCAAAGGCUAGGAAGUUGGCUCAGAAGAUGACCUCUGCGGUACCUCGUUUCGAAGCUGGGGAAGAGAAACGUAAGCGUCGCGAAUACCGCCAGAUGCGAAAGGAACAGUUCAAGCGACCUGAGCCCGGCUUCUCACUCUACGAGGGUCGCACUCGGGGCAAGAAGAUGAAGUACACAUAUUCAGACGAUGAGGAUAUCUUCAGCGACUCGACUACUCGGCGUUCUGCCCGCAACACUGGCACUCAUACUCCAGUCGAAACCGGCCCGGUGACCACCUCGAGUGGCCGGCAGAUCAGGGCGCCAACCCGACUGAAUGCUGCGACAGGUAGCAGUGCUCCUGGUAGUGUACAGGGAGACACAUCGGAAGUCGAAAAGGAGAACUCGGUGGGCCCAACAGGACGGCCUCGACGGUCAGCAGCUGUCAACCAUGGUACCAGUGGCUGGGCAGGAACCAGCAACGGCUCUCGGCACAAUACCGCGGAUGACUCUGAGAAUGAGAGCGAAGCUGAAUUUGGGGACGACGAGGAAGACAUCGAUGCGCACGUGCCUGAGGAGUCGGAGGACGAAGACGAGUUUGAUGAAGAUGAGGCCAUGGUUGACGAUGAUCUGGAUGAUUCAGCCCGCAGCCUGGUCGUGAAGCUGUCAGUCACGCCACCAAAGCUGCGAAGCGUCCUGGCGCCAAACCCGCAUGCUAGCAACAAGCUUCCGACACCUAGCUCUGAGAGAGGGGGUGACAAGGCUGAGGCUUCUGAGGCGCCUCAAGUCGAGAUGGAGGAUGCCCCGGCUACUGAGGCCGAAAUCAAGGAAGCUGCCAGCAAGAAGGUUGAGCCAGCAGCUCGAGUAUCCCCGGCCCCAGACACCAAGUUUGCAGAGCGCCAGGCCGCGACUCCUGCAUCGAUCCAUGCGACGCCUCUGGCUUUUAGAGGAAGCCCAGAGAAGCCGCAUGUUCAACCGGUCCCCCGGCCUAUUGAUAUUGGCACAAGCCGCGAGUAG